Notodromas monacha is the source of this 1769-nucleotide messenger RNA. The record is from the annotation of a GenBank genome assembly. Lineage: Eukaryota; Metazoa; Arthropoda; Ostracoda; Podocopida; Cyprididae.
AGCCUUCCUUGGGAACAGACAUGGUUGCAAAUAAGGCUGUGUUCCUUGCCUUCUUACUAAGUGUGGCCCUGAAUGAAGCUGGAGUUGGUGGGGUGCAACUUGGUGGUUUGCCUGACCCAGUUGUCACAGUGCCUCUGAGUAAUGGGAAAAGUGUGUCUUACUCUGGUAAGCUUGAGCUGUCUGACCAGAAAGGCUUUUUUGCCUCUUUCUCUGGGAUCAGGUAUGCGAAGCCUCCUGUAGGCCAUUUGAGGUUUCAAUUUGACAUGUAUGAGGGCUUGAGUAAAGAAAAUGGAACAAAACUACUGCCUGUCAUGGUGUGGAUCCAUGGAGGAGGUUUUGUUUGGGGGUCAUCACAUAGGUUUAUUUAUGGUCCAACAUACUUAAUGGACAGGCCAGUUCUUCUUGUCACCAUCAACUAUAGACUUCAAGCUCUUGGGUUUCUGUCCACGGAAGACCAGAAAUACCCAGGCAACAUGGGCUUGUUGGACCAGACCCAGGCACUGAAGUGGGUUCAAAAAAAUAUUAGGUACUUUGGUGGGAACCCAGACAAAGUCACAAUUUUUGGAGAAAGUGCUGGAGGUGCUUCUACUCAUUUUCAAAUGCUCUCUCCUCUUUCCAAAGGUCUGUUCCAUCAUGUGAUCUCACAAAGUGGGGUAGCUGUCUCACCCUGGGCAAUUCAAGUCAGAUCCUUGGAAAAUGCCAAAGCACUGGCAAAGAAACUGGAAUGCCCUGAUGAAAACAAGGCAUCAAUGAUGGAAUGUCUUAGUCAAGUCCCUGCCAGAGAUUUGACUGUGGCUGUUGGAAGCUUUUUCAAGCUCGGGCUGUUGCCUUUCAUAUUCGUACCAAGAGUUGACAGAGAGGCAACCACUCCGUUUUUGCCUGAUCAUCCUAGAGUGUUGAUGGAGACUGGCAGGUUCAACAAAGUUCCUUGGCUGGCUGGCGGUACACGCAAUGAAGCGCUAUUUUUUGUACUUGGUUCAUUUGUGAGUGAUGAAUUGAGGCAGCUCACAAAAGAACACUGGGGAACGCAGUCAAAGCUCAUGUACUUGCUGGGAACCUACUUUGAGGACAAGGAUGAAGUUCUGGAAUUGAUUGAAUCACAUUACUUUGAUGAACCAUGGGGAGGCUUGGAUAGCAUUUUUGACCUAGAAAGAAGUCUGUCUGACGUCUGGUUCACGGAAUCCAUUCAACAUUCUAUGAAUGCGGUAUCAAGACAUGUUGACACAUAUGCCUAUUUGUUGGAUCAUCCAACAAAUGCCGGUUGGACAAAGGCUGCAUUAAAAAUGCUGCCACUGAAAACUAAUCCUGAUAGACUGAAGCGACACUGGGGUACUGGUCAUGCAGAUGACUUGCAGUACCUAUUCAAGCUGGAAUUUCUUUCUCCUUUGACGUGCGAACGUGACGUGACAGUCAAAGAGCUCUUCUUGGACACGUUUACCAACUUCGCCAUUCAUGGGACGCCGAAUGGAGAUGGAAAGAGUUUGAUGUUCAAGUGGCCGAAGUUUCUGAGCGGAUCCACGUCCAGCAAAAUUUUCGUUUACAAUCCCGACUCCAGGUUGACAACUGAAUAUUUGUCAAAAGAAACUGCGGAAUUCUGGAGGAAUUUGCACGAAAAUUAUGGCUUGAAGCCCGCUGUGCGCGAUGCAAAAACUGAGCUUUGAAAUGCUCGAGAAAGAAAUUUCCAUGAUGUUUUGAAAGUUUAUUACCGUAUGCAUACUCGUGUGGAGUGAAGUUAUGAGUUGAAUUUGAUAAAAAAUGAUUGAAAACGG